AAACUAAAAUUAUGUCAGGAAGAGGCAAAGGUGGUAAAGGACUCGGUAAAGGAGGCGCUAAGCGUCAUCGUAAGGUUUUGCGUGAUAACAUCCAGGGAAUCACCAAACCCGCCAUCCGUCGUCUCGCUCGUCGUGGUGGUGUCAAGCGUAUCUCCGGUCUGAUCUAUGAGGAGACUCGCGGUGUGUUGAAGGUGUUUUUGGAGAACGUUAUUCGUGACGCCGUCACCUACACUGAACACGCCAAGAGAAAGACCGUCACCGCCAUGGAUGUCGUCUAUGCUCUGAAGCGUCAGGGUCGCACUCUGUACGGUUUCGGAGGUUAAACGCUUAAACUCCACACAAAUCCAAACGGCUCUUUUAAGAGCCACCCAUCUUCUCACUUAAAGAGUUAACGUGUCCGUUGUAGUAUGGGUCAGUUUGUUUAAGAUUAAGUUGCUUUUUAACACUCAUCACAGUUUUCCUUGGUAUUGUGUGUGUUAUGACCGGUUUGGUCAUGCUGUACUUUUGUUUAUUCGGACAUUAGAAAUAAUGUUUAAACCAAGCAUAAAGAACACAAAAGCCAAGUGUCAUUAUGUG
Misgurnus anguillicaudatus (oriental weatherfish) is the source of this 576-nucleotide messenger RNA. Lineage: Eukaryota; Metazoa; Chordata; Actinopteri; Cypriniformes; Cobitidae. The record is from RefSeq and is a predicted model, not a curated record.